AUGGAGCAGACCUGGGAUUCUUACAUCAGUUCCUUAAGUCAGAACUCCUUGCCCAGACAAGUGGAGGUGACCCAGGGAAACUAUUCAGUGUCACAUGAAGACCUGUCGUUCUCCAAAGGGGAUAUCAUCACGGUGGUUGGCCUGGAGCCAAUUUACGUCAGAGCAGAAGUGAAGGGUGAUGAGCGAGUUCUGGAUGUGAUCAAUAUACCCCUUGAAUAUGAAGGGAAUUUCCAACUGAUUGCAGACCCGGUUUUUUUUGAAACUGUGGCUGAUUUAGUCCGUUCAGUCCGACUUCCCCAGAGUCCGGUGGCCCAUAGAAGUCCUCCCUGCUUCCAGAACUUAAUCCCCAUCUCCAUAGCCGGUUUGCCCAUGAAGCUCAGGAAAGGAGAAACACUGUCCUUAAUUGGCUUAGAAGAGAGUCAGGGGAGGAGGCUGCUGCGAUGCGAGCUAAGGAGGAAGGCGCCACUGAAUCUGCUCCUCCCCAUGAACUGCUUGGGCCACUUCCUGGAGUGCCAGGACGACCAGCUCUACUCCAUCGACACCAUCGUGAGGUGGAAGCUGCUUGCAGGCAGGAAACGCAAGGUUAGGGCCCAAGCUGGACAUCGCCUGAGGCUUCUUAGCCCCCUGGUUCCAAAGCAUUUUAGUGGACACUUAGUUUUGCAUCCCUAUUUCUCAGUGAUGGCGUAUCUGCCAGGUGAGAUCCAGGUCAGCAUCCCCUCCGAUCUGGACAUCAGUGUGACUGAGACUGCCUGCUUAGAUCGUAAGCCCAGGACAAUGCGACAGAUAUACAGCAUGGAAGAAGACAAGUUCCCAAUGAGAAUUAAAAUAAUGAGCGUGGGGCACCCAAAGACUCUGAAGUGUGGACAACUCUUAACCAUCCUCAAGACUAAAGAUGUGAAAAAAUUCGUUGCCACUGAGAUUUCCCAAGGAAAGAAAGGGAGGCAUUUUCUCAUCCCAUACACCUAUCAGGGCCUGGUACUCAGGAAAGGUCGGUUUUUUAAUGCUGUCUCUGAUGUUGCUGCUGCCAUGAAAGACGGGCAGCUCUGCUUCCAGGCCUCCAGGGACUACACCUCCCACCUGGAACCUUUUGCAUCUUUCGCAGCCAAGGAGUGCUUCCUGGCCCUGAAAAAGAGCGUGGUGUUUGCCAAGAUUCACAGUGAGCUGCACAGAGUGGAAGUCCUCAAGUGCCUGAACAUGGCCACCAAAGCCCGCGUCAAACUGCCUCUGUUUGCUGUAGGAGGGUUCCUGGAACUGUUUGACAGCGCGGGACCGGGGACCCUGCGGGAGCUAUGCCAAGUGUCGAGACUGCCGUGCCACAUCACAGUGACCAGGCCAGAUCCCUCCAUGUCUGGAGACCCUCUGUAUGGAACUGAGGAACUGAGAAUUGAAAAUGUCAUCAUUGAACAGUGCCUCAUAGCCAAAGACGAACCAUCACUGGAGGACAUACUCUCCUCGGAAGACAUAUACAGGGAGUGGCCAGAAGCCAUAUUUGAAAUCCCGAUUGAGAAGUCAAGCUGUGAGGUCUUGGUGGUAGAAGAGCGGAUAGCGGAUAGCGGGAAAGAGACAUGCGCACCUCUCCAGAACAUUCAGGAGGUCACUAAAGAGUCUCUGGCCUUUAGCAAUUGCUUGAUAAUUCCCUGUCCACCGCCACUUCCUCCGAAGUCCAGAUAUUUGAUUUAA
Molecule: messenger RNA, 1680 nt
Organism: Apodemus sylvaticus (European woodmouse)
Lineage: Eukaryota; Metazoa; Chordata; Mammalia; Rodentia; Muridae
Product: protein THEMIS3-like
Exons: 4
Coding region: 1-1680 (559 amino acids)
Biological process (GO): T cell receptor signaling pathway
Source: RefSeq, a predicted model, not a curated record